AUGCUGCGGCUGCUAAAUUCCCUCCUGUUUGUGGCCCUCGCCUCGGGCUGUGGCAGACCUACCUACCACCCCUCCUCCCGAGUGGUCAAUGGUGAGGAUGCAGUACCCUACAGCUGGCCCUGGCAGGUCUCCCUGCAGUAUGAAAAGGAUGGGGCCUUCCACCACACCUGCGGAGGCAGCCUCAUCGCCCCCAACUGGGUCAUGACUGCAGGCCACUGCAUCUCGAACUCCCUGACCUACCAGGUGGUGUUGGGAGAGUAUGAUCGGGCUGAGAAGGAGGGUCCUGAACAGGUGAUCCCCAUCAAUGCUGGAGACCUCUUUGUGCACCCACUCUGGAACCCCAAAUGUGUGGCAUGUGGCAAUGACAUUGCCCUCAUCAAGCUGUCCCGCAGCACCCAGGUGGGAGACACAGUCCAGCUGGCCUGCCUCCCUCCCGCCGGUGACAUCUUGCUCAAUGGAGCACCCUGCUACAUCAGUGGCUGGGGCCGCCUCUAUACUGGUGGACCACUCCCGGACAAGCUGCAGCAGGCCCUGCUGCCUGUGGUGGACUAUGAUCAGUGUUCUAAGUGGGACUGGUGGGGCAGCACCGUGAAGCAGAGCAUGGUGUGCGCUGGUGGGGACAUCCGCUCUGGCUGCAAUGGUGACUCUGGAGGACCCCUCAACUGCCCCGCUAAAGAUGGAAGCUGGCAGGUCCAUGGUGUGACCAGCUUUGUUUCUGCUUUUGGCUGCAACACCCUCAAGAAGCCCACAGUAUUCACCCGAGUGUCAGCCUUUGAUGACUGGAUCAAGGAGACCAUGGCGAGCCACUAG
Orycteropus afer afer is the source of this 810-nucleotide messenger RNA. RefSeq names its product chymotrypsin like elastase 3B (gene CELA3B). Bases 1 to 810 code for a protein of 269 amino acids. The transcript is spliced from 8 exons. Gene Ontology annotation, biological process: proteolysis. The record is from RefSeq and is a predicted model, not a curated record. Gene Ontology annotation, molecular function: serine-type endopeptidase activity. Lineage: Eukaryota; Metazoa; Chordata; Mammalia; Tubulidentata; Orycteropodidae.